CUAAUAUUUCUAAUGCUAGAUUAGGUUCUAAGGUUUCUAUAGAAACUACCCUCUCUGUGAGCUCUUAUGUAGAAGAUCUUAAGAGAGAACACUCUUCUGCAAAUUUUUCUCUACUUGCCUUAUCAUUUAAAAAAAAUAGUUAG
Messenger RNA from Cetraspora pellucida, 143 nucleotides. The record is from the annotation of a GenBank genome assembly. Lineage: Eukaryota; Fungi; Glomeromycota; Glomeromycetes; Diversisporales; Gigasporaceae.